AAAGGCAAGGAGAAGAAGGAGGAGCAGGUGAUCAGUUUGGGACCUCAGGUGGCCGAGGGUGAGAACGUCUUCGGCGUCUGCCACAUCUUCGCCUCCUUCAACGACACCUUCGUGCACGUCACCGACCUCUCCGGGAAGGAGACCAUCUGCCGCGUGACGGGCGGCAUGAAGGUGAAGGCGGACAGAGACGAGUCGUCCCCGUACGCCGCCAUGUUGGCGGCGCAGGACGUGGCGCAGCGCUGCAAGGAGCUCGGCAUCACCGCGCUGCACAUCAAGCUCAGGGCCACCGGCGGCAACCGGUCAGUCGC
This is a messenger RNA of Hippocampus comes (tiger tail seahorse), 308 nucleotides long. RefSeq names its product 40S ribosomal protein S14. Gene Ontology annotation, cellular component: ribosome. The annotation marks the transcript as partial. Lineage: Eukaryota; Metazoa; Chordata; Actinopteri; Syngnathiformes; Syngnathidae. The transcript has 2 exons. Gene Ontology annotation, molecular function: structural constituent of ribosome. Gene Ontology annotation, biological process: translation. The record is from RefSeq and is a predicted model, not a curated record.